ACAGACAAAGACAACUUACACUAAGCAGACUUCAGAUUUUGAUUCGGCUUAUCAUAUACAGCAAACACUACUUUAAAUACUAACUUUUCUAAAUUAAAUCACCUUAUAGUAAUGGCCUCUAACACAUUCACCGACGAGGGUGCAUUCAAGACCCCUAAAACCGCCCGAGUGAAGCGCCUCGGAAGCAACGGAGGCACCCCCAUCGCCAUCCCUGCUUCACCUUUCAUGAAGAAGUUGGGGUGUGGGACUGGAGUCAAUGUUUACCUCAUGAACAGAAUGGAGAAGCUGAAUGCAUCUCCCUGGGCUGUGAAGAAGAUCAACAGCAAAUGUGCAUCGAAGCAGGUGGCUGUUUACCAGAAGCGCCUGAACGAGGAGGCAAAGGUCCUGAAGGGAAUCAAUCAUCCAAACAUUGUUGGUUUCCGUGCCUUCGCCACAGCCAAAGACGGCUCCAAGUGUCUGGCCAUGGAGUAUGGAGGAGAGCAGUCCCUCAAUGACCUCAUAGAGAAGAGGAGAGAGGACGGCCUCAAAGCUUUCCCUGCAGCCAACAUAGAAAAAGUGGCGCUGCAUGUGGCUCGUGGUCUGCAGUAUCUUCACAAUGAGAAGAAGCUGCUGCACGGCGACAUGAAGUCCUGUAACGUGGUCAUUAAAGGCGACUUUGAGACCGUCAAGAUCUGUGACGUUGGUGUGUCUCUGCAGCUGGAUGAGAACAUGAGAGUGUCAGAUCCAAAGGCGGACUACAUCGGCACAGAGCCGUGGAAGCCAAAGGAGGCUCUGGAGGAGGGAGGAGAGAUCAGCGACAAGGCUGACAUCUUCGCCUAUGGUCUGACUCUGUGGGAGAUGAUGUCACUGGCUAUGCCUCAUCUGGAGAUGCUGGAGGGUUACGACCAUGAGGAAGAUGAAGAUGACUCGGUGGAGGAGAGUUUUGAUGAGGACGCCUAUUACGAGAGGUUGGGGACGAGGCCGGCGCUGGAUACCGAGGCUCUGGGCAGCUCGUACAGGAGGAUGGUGGAGCUCUUCUGUCUCUGCACAGAGGAAGAGCCCAAGAAGAGACCCUCAGCCGCCCAGAUCGUCCAGGCUUUAGAGAGCAACGCCCCGCUGGAGAAAACACCUGCUGAGGUGAUUGUUAUUGACUGAUUUACACAGCUAAUUCAGAAUUUUCGUCAAAGAUUUAUAUGGAGGGAAUCCCCUGUCCAUGUUUUCCUAUUUUCCAGUUUGUUUGGGAGAUUUUUUGUUCUAAUUUAGCAACAAAAAAAAACUACAGCUGAGUGACGGGUGAAAGUGUCAGUUGAUGGAGCAUCAGAGGCUGGCUGUAAUCUCUACUGUACAUCUUUGUAUGUUGUCUUUUCUCUCCUGUACUGUCCACUUUUGUUGUGUAAAUGUUCGUUUGUUUUUUUUUACUUUCAUUUCUUGUCACUUUCUCUUGAAGUUUUUUCUAAAUAUCUUUCUACCUUCAAUCUUUGGUAAAAUUAUUUUAUAUCACUUGGUCAAACUUGAAUUUUUGUCACUAAAUUAGAGUAAAAUCCCACA
Seriola aureovittata is the source of this 1527-nucleotide messenger RNA. RefSeq names its product PDZ binding kinase (gene pbk). Gene Ontology annotation, biological process: protein phosphorylation. The transcript is spliced from 7 exons. The record is from RefSeq and is a predicted model, not a curated record. Gene Ontology annotation, molecular function: protein serine/threonine kinase activity; ATP binding. Lineage: Eukaryota; Metazoa; Chordata; Actinopteri; Carangiformes; Carangidae. Bases 112 to 1134 code for a protein of 340 amino acids.